UUCGUCUGCAAGCGAAUUCAAUGAAUCAUGCUCGAAGCAUCUUGUAACAAUAUGGCGUCGCAAGGCGUAACGUCGCUAAAUGUGGCGUCGCUAAGCGUGGCGUUGAAACGUGUGUCGCUAUAGCUUUGGCGCGUUGCGCGGAAGUCAUCGCCCGACACGAGGCAUGCCUGCACGGCCGUCGAUGACUGAACGUGCCUCAGCCUCCGAACGUGAACUCUCACACUGGGCUGGAUCUCAGCGGGGCUGGCUUUCAGCGGGGAUGCUCUCAGUGGAGAUGCUCUCCGCGGGGAUGCUCUUAGCAAGGAUGCUCUCAGCGGGGAUGCACAUUGGCUGGCUCUUUCGGCAGCCGGGAGCACAGUUAGAGCGAGCAGGCAAACAUCCUGGUCGCCUGGUGGCUACAAACCCCAGCUGCGCCGUGCUUACCACCUGCCAUCGUCUCCCAUCCGUUUUCAGCGGAGUCGACAGCCCUGCGUUUCCUAGUAACUGCCGCUGCCUGCCUAUAAAGCGCCGCGCCGGCAUGCAUUUCACCUGCCGCCAUUCCGAGGACGGCAGCCAUUUGCCUUGUCCCCACUAACUGCAAAAUUGUGUCGUUCGUUCGAAGUGAGGGAUGGCGGCUAGCCAGGAGGGGAGCCGACUUCCUAUCACCACUGGGAUGGAGCGGAGUGCGACGCAGCAAGGAGGCGCCAACGAGGCAAACCACUCCGUGUGCGGAAACGGAUACGCGUCAAUGCCAGUGGAUUCGCUCAUUCUUGCCAUCCAUGUGCAUGGCAUCGCACCAGAUCAGCAUGACCUCUCACCAGAUCAGCAUAACCUCUCACCAGAUCAGCAUGACCUCUCACCAGAUCAGCCUGGCCUCUCACCAGAUCAGCAUGACCUCUCACCAGAUCAGCAUGACCUCUCACCAGAUCAGCAUGACCACUCACCAGAUCAGCAUGACCUCUCACCAGAUCAGCAUGACCUCUCACCAGAUCAGCAUGAUGGUUCACCAGAUCAGCAUGACCUCUCACCAGAUCAGCAUGGCCUCUCACCAGAUCAGCAUGACCUCUCACCAGAUCAGCAUGACCUCUCACCAGAUCAGUAUGACUUCUCACCUUCUUAUGAAGGUCGGGCGUCAGGUGGAAGCCGCAGCAGGAAUGUGUGUUCACCAGCCUGACGCAGCAACUCCAGCGGCUCGUCUCACGCGCCGCAUCUGUGGGUCUACGUGUGAGGAGCAGCACAGGGAAAUAGCAGCGUGCCUGCUGGAGGUGAACGCUAUGGGUGACUGGUUGGACUGCGACGAGUGUCGGCCUCUUGCGUUUGGCUUCCACGUCGUCCGCAGCAUGCCAAGGGAGGCUGAGUCCCAGGCCCUACGCAAUACGUUCUUUCUCAUGGAGCACUGCAGCACCAGCCAGUGCGUGCCGCGCAAUCCGUGGAGGGGCUUCACUGGCCCCAUGGGCUCCUCGCACGUGGAUGUGGUCAUUGAUGUGCCACUCCACGUGAGGUCGCUGGUGCCCGCACUGGGCUGCCACGUUCAGGCAACGCUGGAGGUCGCUUCCAGUGGCAUGGACUUGACAGAUGGUGGCAGUGGCUCCAAAGACACAGCUCCUCUGCUUCCACAUUCCCUUUCUCACAAGAGAGCACGCACUGAGCAGCACCCCAGUCAGAUCCAUGCAGGGCAGGUUGGUGUGUGGGCUGGGAAUUGUAAUGGUAAGAGGGGGUUCUAUCUUGUGUGAAUACCAGUUGCGAAUCUAUGACCAGCUGUAACCAGCUGCUACCAGUUGUGUAUCCCUUUCUUCUGUAACCAGCUAUUGCUUUAGUGCUACUUUGGUCUGUUUCCUCUCUGCCUGCCCCUUUCCAUUCUACUUCCACCUUGCAACCCUUUCCGCUUCUCUUCAUAUGCCCCAUUCUCUGUGUUUCGUUCCACCCCGCCCGACCUGUCUAUCUGUGCUGCGCGCAGCCAGGGCGCGGAGGUACUUUCUGCUCUCAGACCAGCCCCUCACUUGCUCCUCACAGCAGCUCAUACCAUCCUAUGGAACAUCGUCUCAUUCCCCAUAGCCAGUAUCAGUACCACUAGGGCCGGUUCCGCCAGGGACGGUGUUGCCCUUGCCACAAGGCACGGCAGAGCCCGCGUCACCAUUGUCACCCUCCUCUUUAGCUGCAGACAAGGGCCCAGCAGCGCCAUACACCCGCCUCUUCCACCCACUCUCUCUUGUCCGCAUCUCCUCCACCUGCCUAUCCAAAUCCCUAUCCCACGCCCCUGCCUCUCCCCCUUCCCCUAGCACUAUGUGCAUCUGUGCCCUUCUUCCUGUCCCUGCCAAUACUCACAGGCUGUACCAGUUGGGGGGGUCCGUCGUGGGGCUGAAGCGGAGACGGAAGAGGUCGUCAAGGCGGCAGAAGCAGUGGGCGGCGGUGUGCCCGGGACGGUCGCAGACGGUUCCGCGGCGGGGGCCGGACUGAAGCUGGUACUGGCAGGUGACCACACUGGAGCCGCCACCCCACACCGAGCUGUAGGGCUCACUACCACGACCACCACCACCAGUGCCGCCAGGCCACCACGGCGGUGGAGGUCCCUACGGCGACUGCUGCUGCUACUGCGACUGCUACUGCGGAGGCUUUUGCUUCUGCUGCUGCUGCUGUUGCUGCUCCUGGGCUCCAGCCCGGGUCCCCUCAUCUACACCACCGUCCCCACUCCCACCUCCACCACCUCCACCACCCCCACCACCCUUCCCUUCGCCACGCCCCCCGUCGGGGCGGUGGCCCUUACCCUGACGCUGCUACAUUGAGGCCGCAGCGGCAGUCUCAGCAACAGGGGCUGUCUCAACAACAGCGGCAGAAACGUCAGAGUAAGUGCACUAGGAGGGAGCAAAGCCCUGGAAGAUAGGGAUCCGCGCGGUACCGCUAGACUGAGCGAUAGUGCACCAGCGGUCUCUAUCGCGGAUAGGGCGGUGCAGUAAGGGUGAGAUUACCUGGGUGCUGGCUAAGGAAGUGGUCGCGGGCAGUGGCUAGGCGGUUAGGGAGGCGCGUGGCAAUGAGUUAAAGGGUAGCGCAAAGCGGUGGCGGGAAGGUAGUCAGUUGUGUCUCAGUGUUAGCGGUGUGGUAGCUAGUCUCCAGCGUGCAGGGGUGCGUGGCAAGGUCAACGGCAGUGGGGAAGGACGCAAGGUCAAGGAACAGCAUGGGGAGGAUCAGGCGGCUGGCAGAGGCUGAGGCGGGGGUGGAAUGGCGCGCGACGACGGCAUCUAAGUAUUCCUUGGCAAAGCGGUAAAGCGAGAACGCUCAAACAAGGGGAGGGCGUGGCUAAUGGCAAGCUGAGCAACAGCGUCGCGUGAAUCCCAGACACUGCAGGCAAGCUCGGCAACGACAAAAGCCUCACGCUCAGCAGAUGCGGAGCAGUGAGUCCGCCAUCACCACGGCUGCAGCAGCUGACUGCCGCUGACAAGGGGAGGAGGGAAAGCGGGGGAGGGCAGUGGAGAGCGGUGGAGACAGUGGAGAGCGGCGGAGUACGGUGAACUGCAGUGGAAUGCAUUGGAGUGCAGUGUAGAGCGGUGGAUUGCGGUGGAGAGUGGUGGAGUGCGGUGGAGAGCUGUGGAGACGGCCGGCGGGAGCGCCGGCUCAGAGGGGAAUCCAAGGCCGGCGGUCCAGCUCUUCUCGGUGGUGUGGGGGCGGUGGCUGGUGGCUACAGAUGGCUGGCGGCGACGGGCAGGCAGUUACAGGCAGGCCAGCGGCUACGGGCGGGCUGGCGGCAACGGGCGGCCAGCAGCGACGGGCGGCCAGCGGCCACUGACGGCUGGUGGCAUCGGGUGGCCGGCGGCUAUGGGCGGCUGGCGGCAGCGGGCGGCCAGCGGCGACGGGCGGGCUAGCGGCGACGGGCGGCCAGUGGCGACGGGCGGCCAGCGGCUACAGGCGGCUGGCAGCUACGAGCGGCCAGCAGGGACAGGCCGCCAGCGGCUAUGAGCGGCGACAGGCGACCAACGGGCUACGAGCAGCUGGCUGCUACGGGCGAUCAGCGGACUGGCGGCUACGGACGGCUGGCGGCUACGAGCGGCCAGCGGCGACAGGCGGCCAGCAGCUACAGGAGGCUGGCGGCUACGGGCGACGGGCGGCUAGAUACG
Molecule: messenger RNA, 4088 nt
Organism: Closterium sp. NIES-67
Lineage: Eukaryota; Viridiplantae; Streptophyta; Zygnematophyceae; Desmidiales; Closteriaceae
Source: the annotation of a GenBank genome assembly